Molecule: messenger RNA, 1403 nt
Organism: Drosophila serrata
Lineage: Eukaryota; Metazoa; Arthropoda; Insecta; Diptera; Drosophilidae
Product: pyridoxal phosphate phosphatase PHOSPHO2
Molecular function (GO): phosphatase activity
Source: RefSeq, a predicted model, not a curated record
AACUUCGGGGAUACAAAUUAAGUUGAUUUGUUGCGCUCGCGUUCUCAAAAAUUUCAAAUCGUGUGCAUAAAAACUGAUGUCCUCGAACUCGUCCUCGGACGCCGUAGCCGUGGCCAAGGCCGUGGCCAGCUGCAGGCUGGUGAAGCAGCAGCGCCGUCGGCUGGCGGCCUUCGACUUCGACCACACAAUUGUGUCGCAGAAUACGGAUACUGUGGUCCGCGACCUGCUGCCCACGGAGGUGACCAGUGCCCGCGCCCACGAGCUGGUGGAGAACGACUGCUGGACGGAGUACAUGGGUGAGGUGUUCCGCUUGUUGCAUGAGCAACAAGUGCCGGAGGCGCGCAUUCGCGACACCAUCCGCGGCAUCCCCGAGGUGCCAGGAUUCGUGCGGCUGAUCAAGCACCUGGCCAAGCGGAUGCAGUUUGACCUAAUCAUCAUCAGUGACUCGAACAGUGUCUUUAUCGAGGAGUGGCUGCGGGCGCACAACUUGGCCGACUGCUUCCUGGCUGUCUUCACCAAUCCGGCCGAAUUUGACGCCACCGGGCGCUUGGUGGUCCGUGCCCAUCACCAGCAGUCGGACUGCAAGCUAAGUGCCAGUAACUUGUGCAAGGGCCGCGUCCUAGAGCACUUUGUCAUCGAACAGGACCUGCGGCGCAGCAUCCGCUACGACCAUGUCUUCUAUGUGGGUGACGGCAACAACGACAUCUGCCCGGUGCUCCGGCAGCGAGCCUGCGACUUUGCCUGCGCCCGCAGCGGCUUCGCCAUGGAGAAGCAUUUGCUUCGCAACCGCAGCAAAUUGAAGCUGCGCGCCCAGCUUCUGGUUUGGAAGAGUGGCUUCGACCUGAUGGACCAGAUGCUGGCCCUGCCGCAGCUCCAGACCCAGGCCCCAAAUCCCAACCCGAACCCGAACUUAGGCACUGUCGGCGACGGAGGUGGGCCGGAGGAUGGCCAGGCCGAGAUGGCUCGACGGGCGUCGGCAGCUGCUUCCGCCGGGCAGGCCAAGUCGCCCAAUUAAGCUGCAAAUGGAUUCCCGUCCCCUACCCGCGGACGUCUCUGGUCCGUAGUUAGCUCUCCUCCGAACGUGGAGACCUCACAGCAGUACUGUCUACUGCCUACUGUCUACUGUCCACUGUCCUCAUCGCAUCGCAUCGCAUCCACUGCACCACCGUUCCCCAGUCGUGUAUGCUAAGAUCGUGUUUUGAUAGGCAACCUACAGGUUUGGUACAGUACCUUUUGGAGUCUGCUCAGUGAUGUCUAGUGCAAGGAGUCAAUUUCGGCUGCGCUGUUAGUGUUUACAAGUUAAUUCCAUGUGUGUAUAUUGUAAUUGUAACUGUUGUAAUUAUUGCAAGCUGUAUUAAGUGUCCAUAUUAUAUGCAUUUUGAACGUGUGUUGCCGUUACCGCA